Pygocentrus nattereri (red-bellied piranha) is the source of this 2138-nucleotide messenger RNA. RefSeq names its product plexin domain-containing protein 2 (gene plxdc2a). Bases 65 to 1816 code for a protein of 583 amino acids. The record is from RefSeq and is a predicted model, not a curated record. The transcript is spliced from 14 exons. Lineage: Eukaryota; Metazoa; Chordata; Actinopteri; Characiformes; Serrasalmidae.
CAGGUGAAGUUCCGAAAAAGCAGCUCGCGCUUCUUUCUCCCUCAGACUGACUCUAACGUUGGACAUGGCGGUGGCAGCGAGACUCAGCUUCGCCGUCGGAGUCUUGACCGUGGUUCAGUUUAAGUUCACCGUUGAGGGGAUGAGAAGUGCAGCAGUCUCAUAUGCAAUGCCUGGAGGGUUUACUGAUGAAGUGAGGGCAGCCAUGGACUCGAAACUCCACAAAGAGCAAAGAGAGCCACGGGCGAAGCAGCUGGCCUCCCUCAGACACACGGGCCACUCGCGGGCCACUCAGGUCCAGGAGCGAGGGCAAUACCAGGAGCACGGCAGGCCGGACUCUGAACGUCUGCAUGAUGUAGUGACCAAUGAGAGCCAUGGAAACAACUCUCAGAUCGAGCGAGACAUGGAUCACAUCUACUACAUCUCCAAAAUCUACACACUCACGGGUGCUGCAGGCAGGCACUUGUGGAUAAACAUUGAGCAGAUGGACAAGGGAAAGGUUCAUGGUGUCCUUUCCAACACCCACAGACAAGCUCUGAGACUCAACUUGUCCUUUGAGUUCCCCUACUAUGGACAUUUACUGAGAGAGAUCACCGUCACUACUGGUGGUUUCCUCUACACAGGAGAUGUUAUCCACAAGAUGCUGACAGCCACUCAGUACAUCGCCCCACUCAUGGCCAACUUUGACCCUAGUAUUUCUUCCAAUUCCACCGUCAUUUAUUUUGACAAUGGCACAGCUCUUGUUGUGCAGUGGGAUCAUGUUUACCUCCAAGACAGCUCACAUUUGGGUAGCUUCACCUUCCAGGCCACUCUGCACAGGGAUGGCAGGAUCACCUUUGCUUACAAGGAGAUUCCCGUUCACAUAAGUGAGAUCAGUACAGUGAAUCACCCUGUUAAAGUUGGCCUCUCUGAUGCCUUUGUGGUACUUCAUAAGAUUCACCAGAUUCCUGACAUCCGGAGAAGAACAAUAUAUGAAUACCAUAGAGUUGAGCUUCUCAAAUCCAAGAUUUCCAACUGUACUGCUGUUGAGAUGCUGCCUCUACCAACCUGCCUCCAGUUUUCCAGUUGUGAAAGCUGUGUUACAGCUCACAUUGGCUUCAACUGUAGCUGGUGCAGCCGCCUCCAGAGAUGUUCCAGUGGCUUUGACCGAAAUCGUCAGGACUGGGUUGACAGUGGGUGUCUAGAUGAGAUGAAGGACCAGAGCUGCAGUCAGACUGUAAAUAUAACCCAACGCCUCAAUGUAACCAUUACACCUCCAGUCAAUAGAGCCAUAGACCCAGCAACCACUCUCAGGACAGUGAUGUAUAAGGCCACUGCCAAGCCUACCAGAACCUCUACAACAGCCAGAGCUAGCAGUACAGCCUCUCUUCCCACCGUCACCCCUGCUGAGGAUGACACAAACAUUGCACUUCAUUUGACUGAAGACGGAUCCUCAGAGACGGAGAGCCCAGACAAGCAGAGUGAGGAGCAGCUGCAGACGAGCCUACUCGUAGGCAUUUUGGUCACUGUGUUCCUUAUGGUGACCGCUAUACUUGUCACAGUCUACAUGUACCAUCACCCCACCUCCAGCGCCAGCCUGUUCUUCAUAGAGAGACGGCCAACAAACUGGCCUGCAAUGAAGUUUCGUCGGGGCUCCGGGCAUCCAGCUUAUGCAGAAGUGGAGGCUAUGGGUCGAGACAAGGAAGGCUUCAUUGUAAUUGAGCCUAAAGACAGCUUCAUUAUUUCAGACCGGCGGGAGAGCGCAUUUACAACAGACCAAAGAGACGGCUUCAUUGUGCCUGACCAGACAGAACGCUUUCUUGUAGUGGAUCACUGCUGACGCACAAUCCCAGUCCAAGCUGAAUCUGGAAGAGACUGUUAGAUAGAAACAUACCUCGGAACAAUGAGGUUUUCUCCUCUCAACUCUUUAUUUAUUCUGCUAACAACUGUGGACACAAAUCAAUUGAACACUAAAUUGUGAAAGUGAUGCUUUCAUUUUUAAAGGCAAGGACUAUGAUUGUUUCAGAGGUUACACUGUAUUCUUUUGGCACUACAUAACAGCUUCUUCUGAUACUGGAAAAAUAUUUAACAGUGUCUUGACAUGGUGCGAUGGUACACUCUCCUUGAGUGUUUUCACUCUGCCGAUAUUUUCAGCUAUAAAG